CCCCCCCUCUCUCUCUCUCUCUCUGCCUUCAUCUUCUCUUCUCUCUUCCCUUCAUCUGCACUCUUUCCCCUCCGUGGUUCAAGUUGUUAUAUAAUCACUCUCAUAAAAUACAUACAUAUAUAUAUAUAUAUAUAUAUUUUAUAUCUCUCCAUAUAAUAUAUGACCUUUUGUUCAUAACCCUGAUCUCUUUCUCUAUUGUAUUGGGAUUAAUAUCUUCAAGAGGAGCUGAGCUGAGCUCUCAUUCCUAUCUUUACUCUUUUUUUCUUUACAAAAAUUCAUCUCUCUCCACUUCUCUCUUGUGUUUGCAAUAAACAAAACCCAAGAAACAGUUUCAUCACUUCCUUUUCAUAAAUAUUUCUUUGUUUAUUUCUUAGUAAUUAUAAUAAUUUUUCCAUCUCUCUGUUUCCUGUUUUCUCCAUCCUUUAAUUUGAUGUGCUGGACAUGGCCGGUCUAGAUUUAGGAACGGCUGCUCGUUUCCUCCACAACCCGCUCCACCGGCCCGAUUUGCACCUCCCCAGACAGUCGGAGCCCGACGAUGAAGACAACCGCUUCUCCAGCGAUGGUACUGGCCAUCAUCAGGGCCUUGAUCUUGGUCCAGCAGGGGCGGCCAACGGCGCCCAGCCAGGGCAUGGAGACCUCGUGGCCCGCCGUCCGAGGGGUCGGCCACCGGGCUCCAAGAACAAGCCAAAGCCGCCUGUGAUUAUCACCAGGGAAAGCGCCAACAGCCUUCGCGCCCACAUCCUCGAGGUCGGCAAUGGGUGCGAUGUGUUUGAGUCGGUGGCCACUUAUGCCCGGCGACGCCAGCGGGGGAUCUGUGUCCUCAGCGGCAGUGGUAUUGUCACCAACGUCAGCCUCAGCCAGCCUGCAGCAGCCGGGCAGACAGUGGUGACCCUCCACGGUCGGUUCGAGAUCCUGUCCCUAACGGGGUCUUUCCUCCCACCGCCCGCCCCGCCCGGGGCCACCAGCCUCACGAUAUUCCUGGCAGGGGGCCAGGGGCAGGUGGUGGGCGGGAACGUGGUCGGGGAGCUCAUCGCCGCAGGCCCUGUGAUCGUGAUCGCCUCAUCCUUCACAAACGUCGCCUACGAGAGGUUACCCUUGGACGAGGAGGACCAACAGUUGCAAAUACAGCCGCCCGCGUCUCAGGCUCCAGGCAGUGGCGGCAGCCCUUUCCCGGAUCCGUCCUCAGGGCUUCCCUUCUUCAACUUGCCACUCAACAACAUGGCGGGGAACAAUGUCCAGUUGCCGGUUGAUGGAUACUCCACCGGUCGUCCUCCUUUCUGAGAAUAAUCAAGUGAUGAUGAACAAAUAAUCUGAAUGAUGACCACUUCGAGUACUUUUGCUGUGACUUGUGCUAUAUAUGUCUCGUGUGGAAAAAUUCCCCUUAGCUUAAAAAGGACCGAUAGCGUACGCGAGGGGAGUUCAUUAACAACAGCUCCAAACGAUGAAAAGGUCAGCGAAUUCAUCGAUAGAUUGUGUUGGAAACAUAUGGUUUAUGUUUGUUAAAUGUUUGUCUCACGUCUCUGUUGAUUUGUUUCAAAUUCUCCUGUUUGAUUAAUUUCCCUUACCACAUCCAACUUCCUCUAUAUGUCUGUAGCCUUCUUGGGGUUCUUUUUGUGAUCAAUAGCAGCCAGUGUAGUCUCUUCUCUUCU
This is a messenger RNA of Punica granatum (pomegranate), 1649 nucleotides long. NCBI's taxonomy places the organism in Eukaryota, Viridiplantae, Streptophyta, Magnoliopsida, Myrtales, Lythraceae. The record is from RefSeq and is a predicted model, not a curated record.